AACGGUUGCAGAGUCCUCCACAUGGUCAACACGGCUAAGAGGAAGCGUAAGUCAGUCAAGUUUCGUUCAGUGAAAAGGUGUCUUCUUCCCUAACCUGGAACAUAGCUCGGCAGUGUCAACAGAGUGACCCAUGCUCGCCUCUUUGAAUCCAGUUCAUGACCACUGGAAGUCAUCGUCACCGCCAUCGUGCGCCAGAGGGGGUGUGGACGCUCCCGCUCCUUACGUUGUUCGAGAGGAUAAGUAAAGAGGGUCAAUAUUGACACAAACGUGAUCGUCCAGACCUUCGAUCGCCCACCCAAAAAGAAAAAUAAUGGCCCAUUUCCCCCCCUGGCCCCCACUCGAUGAUGCAAGAUCGGGCGGUCAUCACCGCCGGCGAGUCGAGAGCCUUAUCCGAUCCCACGGAUAUGCGACGUUCGGUCCAUCGUGGUCUGACGUUUUGGAUACUCUAAAAUCGUCGACAACGACGAAGACACGCAGCAUGCCUCGAGUACCAUGGACACAGCAGAUCACUAUGCCUUCGCUUGCAGAUUCGUUGCCUUUUGCUCGGCCAUCAUCGUCUUCUCAUUCGCAAAGUCAUCCAUGGGAUACGCGCGGACCAAUGCCCAUAUUCAGAGAGAUAGACGAUUGGCCGAUACAGAACGACAGAAGGAGGUAUUCGGCAUGGAUUCAAAUCCUGAAGAUUGAGAGCCGUUGCGCGGGGCGGCGACUGGUCUGCCGAGUCUUGUCGAUGACGAGCAACGUUCCACGAAGUGAAAGGUCCCGACAUCAACGAACGUCAAUAUCAACAGACGGGUCGGAAGUCUUUGACCAAUGCGAAAGAGGUUCAAAAACACCCCUAGCCGAGCGCCGUCCUGGUAAUCUAUUGCCUCCGACGGAAGGUGGAUGGACAUUCGUCAAAACUUUGGGAAUCAUCACCAUGCUUUUACAUGCGAGAAAUAUGAUAUGUUUGGAAAAUCACUGGACGUCGGCAGCUCAACGCUGGCUUUUUUUCUUGGUAUCUAAGAAAAAUACAACAAUGUCGGACCCAAUACAAUGACGCUCCGAGUGCGCAUAUAUGUGCGAGAAUUAAUCGAUGUUAUGAAUUCGAUGAAGGUCGAUUCCAUGGUGGAGAUGAGAGGAGAGAUGGUGGGAGGGAAGCAGAGCUGUCUUCGAAUCUACCACUCGGCACGAGGAAGGCCAAAGCGGAUCAAGCCUUGUGCGUCGAAAUGUCUCGUGAGAUCCGUCACGGCUGUGAAUCAGUUGUCUCGACUGGGGACUAUGUCAAAUGAAUUGGUGCAGCAAG
This is a messenger RNA of Kockovaella imperatae, 1282 nucleotides long. RefSeq lists its product as hypothetical. Lineage: Eukaryota; Fungi; Basidiomycota; Tremellomycetes; Tremellales; Cuniculitremaceae. The transcript is spliced from 5 exons. The coding region runs from base 311 to 1036 and encodes 241 amino acids. The record is from RefSeq and is a predicted model, not a curated record.